Messenger RNA from Myotis davidii, 2113 nucleotides. It is a transcript of the gene ZNF474, whose product is annotated as zinc finger protein 474. The coding region runs from base 210 to 1571 and encodes 453 amino acids. The record is from RefSeq and is a predicted model, not a curated record. Lineage: Eukaryota; Metazoa; Chordata; Mammalia; Chiroptera; Vespertilionidae. The transcript is spliced from 3 exons.
CGGAGGCACGGGGCGUUCAAUGGGGACUUUGCAGUGCUCCAGGCUGCUGCCCCUCAAUGAAGCUCUGAGUCCUGGCCUGAAGGGCUAAGGUACUGGCUACAAUGUGGAACCCCAGGAGAGCCAACCUGACUACCCUUUGCUCUAAGAAGAAGCCCCAAAUGAAACUGGGCUGAAAUCAGAGCAAGGACUAGAGAAAGAUUUAUUCGUUAAUGGAAAGAGGAAAGGAGAAAAGGGUUUCCAAAAACUUGCAACAAACUUUCCAUCGCUCUAAAGAACCUACCUUCCUUAUCAACCACGCUGUUCUAUCUCGUGACUCCUCUUCUAGCCUUUUGCCAGAAACAAAGCAAGUCAAUCUUGCUGAAAACAUAAAGACAAACCCUCAGAAAACUAGGCCUGGAACUGUGAUCCUCUCAAAACGGUCCGGUAAGAGAAUUAUGUCGGAAAGCCAGCCUAGCCCACCCGUGAUCCCGUCCCGCAGGCCCGGAUUCCGCAUAUGCUAUAUCUGUGGCCGAGAAUUUGGGUCCCAAUCACUCGCCAUUCAUGAGCCCCAGUGCUUGGAGAAGUGGCGAAUUGAAAACAGCAAGUUGCCCAAGCACCAGCGGAGGCCAGAGCCCUCCAAACCACAGCCCCUGGGCGGCGGCAGUGGGUCCGACAUUCUUCAGGCAACGAACGAGGCAGCGUUCCAGAGUUCUCAGGCCCAGCUGCUGCCCUGCGAGGCCUGUGGCCGCACGUUCUUGCCAGACCGUCUUCUUGUUCACCAGAGAAGCUGCAAGCCCAAGGGUGGUGGGCCCAGAGAACCAAACAGCAACAAUUCUAAUGACCUGCCUGGUCUUAGGAAAACUUCUGGUGGCGUCCCAGCUCGACCAAGGACUCUCAUCUGCUACAUUUGUGGCAGGGAAUUUGGCUCCCUCUCCCUUCCUAUUCAUGAGCCCAAAUGCCUGGAAAAGUGGAAAACAGAAAAUGACCGGCUCCCCAGGGAGCUCCGCCGGCCAUUCCCGCAGAAGAAGCCUCAGCCCCUGGUACCUGGCGAGGGGCCAAGUGAAGCUCAGCUUGAGCCCUGCCCAAACUGUAGCCGGACCUUUGCUCCCCAGCGCCUUCUGGUGCAUCUGCGAAGCUGUAAGGCUCAACCGAGUGGGCCACGUGUUCAGAAUUUGACUUUAGAGAGUAAAGGUGGCCUGAAAGAGUCCACUAAUUUCAAGCAGCAAAGGCACGUGGCCGCGCUCCCUGUGACUGAUAAGGCAGCAAUGAUUAGGCGUCCACCAACAAUCAUUUGCUACAUUUGUGGUCGUGAAUAUGGAACAAAAUCGAUUGCCAUCCAUGAGCCACAAUGUCUGAAAAAGUGGCAUAAUGAAAACAACUUGCUGCCUAAAGAGUUAAGGAGACCAGAACCUAAGAAACCUGAAGUCAGGGCCAUUAGUGCCAAAGGUUUCUAUGAUCUCGAGGCCUUAAAUGAAGCUGCUUGGAGAAGUGCCCAGAGCCAGUUGGUUCCCUGCAAUAUUUGUGGGCGUACCUUCCUGCCAGACAGACUGAUUGUUCACCAACGAUCCUGUAAACCAAAAGUCACCAAGUAAAGCCCGUUCUCUCUGUGAAAGUGUUACCGGAAUGAAUCCUUUGGAAAGAGAUCUGGGUGUGGCGAGGAGGAGAAAAAGUUGGCGAGGAGAGGAACAGUGGAAAUUGGAACGAAUCUAAGUCCUAGCACAGGAAGCCCACUGCUUUGGUGGCACACGUGUACCCACUGUGUGGUGGGCAAAUGCGUGCGCAUGUCACACUUGUGUCAGGCAGAAUACAAGCGGGCUGCCCUUCCUCAGACCUGGCACUUUUGUCUCAAGGAAAUUUCGGAGCCAACUGUUGCCAUCUCUCCCCUACUCUAUUUCCCUGAGUGAGAGUUGGAACCUUGCAAUCAGGACUAUUAUUCAGCGAACAGAGGCUUUGGGUGGCGAUUUCAGGCAACUCCUUAGUCCCAAGAAAAACUGGACUCCUCCCCAGUCCUGUGCCGACUGAAAUAACAUGCCACUCCCCGCUCCCUCGGAUCCAGGGAAGUGUUUUUAAUUGAGCUGUUGAUUUGGAAUCUUCUUUUCUCUAGGAGAUCAUUCAACAGGAGAGACAUUCAAAA